UAGAUAGAAAUCUAUCAAAAAUCAAUUUCAUUAUUGCGCAUUAAAAAGAAGGUUACAUCGAUUUUCUGCAAGUUUUUAUAAUAUUCUAAAGUAACAUACCAUAUCUUGGUCAUACAUACAUACAUACUUCAUUCAUUCAUUUCAAUUCCAACAAUGGCUAAGGGUGCGCGCUCAAGUUCCAUCAAAGCAAAUAAUUCCGCCUUGAAAGCCAAAGUAUUUGGUCCGGUCGAAAAUGCAAGAGCUGAGAGGUUGAAUGCGAAACUUAUGGAAUUGAUUUCUCAGCCAAAGCCAUCAGCGAAGACUGAAGAUGUUGAUAUGGAAGGGAAGGAAGCAAAGGACGUAGAGGGUAUGGAAUGGAUCCUUUUUUUGACGGAAACUGUUCUCUAAUAAUCUAUUCAGCAUCUGCAAAAGAUACUACGAACGAUGCCGCCGCAGCUCAAGAAAAGCCAUCCGAAAGUAAUAAAAAAUUUCAUAUCUCUAGCGCUUACUCGAAUCUUUCUUUAACUGACAUAUGAAACUGCAGAAAUGGAGGUAGAUGCUAUUAGCAAGGUCGGCUCAAAGUCAAAGAACCGUAUUUCCAAGAGAAAAGUUAGCAGUCGCAAAUCGCAAAUGACUUUCACUACAUAUAAGAAUGGGAAGAAGGUAGGAGGAGGUAGAAAGCAAAAGAUCUAUUGAGGAGAAUGGGAUGUUGCAGGUCAAAAAUAGAUGGUAAUUUAUAGGCGCAUCGGACAAUCUGGUUUUGGGGGCAUGGAGUUCAUGGUGAGGGUUAGGUUAAACCCUCUGACAUACAAAAAUGAGGAGUAGUUUAAAGGACUUCGAACUUCAAGAGAAUAUACCUACCAAGAAUUUAACAGCUGUAGGCUUUCCGCCGACCUCGAAUUAGAAAAGAAAGACCUUUGACCUUUCCCCUCAAAUAU
Messenger RNA from Sclerotinia trifoliorum, 917 nucleotides. The record is from the annotation of a GenBank genome assembly. Lineage: Eukaryota; Fungi; Ascomycota; Leotiomycetes; Helotiales; Sclerotiniaceae.